AUGCCGGGCCUUAUCCCCUUAAUGCUCAAUCCUGUAGUGGUUGGGAACCGCUCCAACGUCAUCUUUGCGCCGUUGGAUCAAGCAGCAAGUCACUAUUCACGUGGCCAGAGCAGAGGCCACCUGCCUCCGCGUGUUCGCUCACCUCUGUCGCCCUCAUUGCCCCCAAACACACUUACAAUCACACCACAAAAGGCUUCGUUUCCUAAUCCGUCCAAGCCAAAACCCUCAAAGCGUCUGUCACUCUCUUCACCUUCAAAUCAGGACUGGAAGCGGGCUAUUUUUGAGGUAAAACGGCAGCACGCACACCGCAGAUACCGUGCAUGCUUCACACGGUGCAACGAGAUUCUGGUCAACGCGAAAGACGUGUCCGACGUCGAGCCAGCGUAUCUAAUUUCCCUACAUUUCUAUGCUGCGACCGCAAUGGAGGUGUGUGCUCGACCGCUGAGCUCCCCUUCCGCGUACCGUGCCCGCCUCUUGCAGGAGGCACGGGAGCACUACGGCCAAGCCAGCCAUCUUAUUCACGAUGCUGAAGUAUUGGUCCAAUCCAGGGUCCGGGCGAGCUUCACCCUGCCACCCCUAUCAAAUCUACACUCGCCAUCUAGUUCCAUCAGCUCGCGGGUCUGGACAUCAGAGACGGGCUUUUCUUCCCCCACCCCUUCCGUAACCUAUUCGGAAGAUCUGAACGCCGGGCUACACCAGCUGGAGUUUUCGUUACCGCCGAGCCUCUCAUUCUCGCUCGGGCCGGCCAGGAAGAAGGUCUCGUUUGAAUUGCCCGGAAAGGACACGCCUAUAUUUGAGCCUUACAUACGCCCCGAUUCGCCUACUCUGGGUUUCGAUGAGUAUUUUGUCACCGGUUUAGCUCGACAGAAUCUACCAGAAACCCCUAGCUGUUCAAAGAAGUCCAUACCAACUCUACAGCGGGCUAACAACGAGGAUGCUACACCAAGGGCCUCGAAAAACUUUAACCACUUAAGCCAUGGAGUCCUUGACCUAGAGGCUGGAUUUAAUGGCCGCUCUUGCAAGCUUGAUAACUCGGCAAGUCGAUACUGUGCGCAUCUCGCCAAUCUGAAAUGUCGACUUGAACAACACAAGGCAAACUUGGAGGCUGUUAUCGAGACACCGCCCACCGGCGACAACGAUAUUGCAGAAAAUAUUAACCUGGUGCCGCCGGGAGAAGUUGCGCACGGUCUUGACCGGAAAACCCGUAUCGAGCGUCUGCGGAAGCAGGGUUGGCAACGUAAACGCUUUGACCCGAGCCGAUACGAAGCUCUUCGCAAUGCGGCUCUCGCAGAGCUCAUCUAA
This is a messenger RNA of Sporothrix schenckii 1099-18, 1302 nucleotides long. RefSeq lists its product as uncharacterized. NCBI's taxonomy places the organism in Eukaryota, Fungi, Ascomycota, Sordariomycetes, Ophiostomatales, Ophiostomataceae. The record is from RefSeq and is a predicted model, not a curated record. The coding region runs from base 1 to 1302 and encodes 433 amino acids. The transcript is spliced from 2 exons.